Messenger RNA from Penicillium pulvis, 528 nucleotides. Its product is annotated as single-stranded DNA-binding protein. Gene Ontology annotation, cellular component: mitochondrial nucleoid. NCBI's taxonomy places the organism in Eukaryota, Fungi, Ascomycota, Eurotiomycetes, Eurotiales, Aspergillaceae. The transcript is spliced from 3 exons. Gene Ontology annotation, molecular function: single-stranded DNA binding. Gene Ontology annotation, biological process: positive regulation of helicase activity; mitochondrial DNA replication. The record is from RefSeq and is a predicted model, not a curated record. The coding region runs from base 1 to 528 and encodes 175 amino acids.
AUGACCAACGCGGAUCGCGUCGACGUCAACCGCAACCUCCUCACCCCUAAACUAAACCGAACCAAAUCGCAUCACCCCGCAAAUCACACUCCUUCAAUCAUCCCCAAAAUCAAAAUGUCCGCCUUCACUUCUCUCCGCCCUACCCUGCGCUUGGCAAACACUGCCACCCGCACCUUUAGCUCCUCCGCCGCGCACUCCGUUGCCCGCAUGACCAUCACUGGCCGCCUGGCCGCCGAUCCCGAGGUUCAGGCUACCUCCACCGGACAGGAUGUCAUUAGAUACGCGGUCGGUACCUCGUACGGACCCCGCGAAAAUCGCCAGACUAGCUGGUUCAAGAUUGCGAGCUUUGCGGAGGGUGGUCAGCGGGAUUAUUUGAUGAGCUUGCAGAAGGGUACUCUCGUUUACGUUGAGGGUGACGCCAGAAUGAAGAGCUACGAGGAUGCUGAGGGCCGGAAACAGUCUAGCCUGAGCAUUGUGCAGCGCUCCAUUGAGGUCCUUAGCCGUCCCCAGGGCAACGAGUCCCACUAA